ACAACCUGCCAACUGUAACGCAACUGCCUGGCCCGCCCGCUGCAAUUUGAGCAAAGCCCCCGCGACGCGUGGAGGGCAGGAGAGACUAAGUCCCCCCCCCCAAAAAAAAUAAAAAAGUAAAAAUUGCAUUUUGUUUUAUUUUUAAAUCAGAGCUCAUUGCAUGCUGCAAGAUCAUCGAUGGAAGCGUCUUUCGUGGAAGAAGUGGCUGCGUCUUUAGUGAGAGAGUUCCUGAGCAAAAAGGGCUUGAAAAAGACAGGCAUCAUGAUGGACGAAGAAUUUCCCCGUACGGCACUUAGCAUCAACAACAGAAACGAACUCCGAAAUGUUCUGCAUCUCCAGUCUUUAUACAAACAAAACAAGGCAAAAGAGACUCCUUUCAAAACCAUUCUGGAGAUCAUGGCGAGCUAUUUUCUGGAGCUCCAGAUUAACCAAAGCUUCCUGGGAAAUUCCUCAUUUCUGGAAAACAAAGCUUCUCACGCAAGAAGUACAGAGAGUUUUCCUCCUAAGAAUUUUCUCUCUGGAGAAGCCACUGCAGGGCAAACAGCAGCUGAAAAAAUUAAAAAAGGGACUCCCAGCUAUGAGACCAACGAGGGAAUAAGCUGCCUGUCCAGAAGGCAUUGUCCCAAGCCAAGUGAGAAGGGCAAGGCGAGAGCCACAUCAGAUGGUCAGGCACAGGCUGAAGGAGAGAAGAAACUCUGUGAUCCUCUGGAUGUAUCGCAGAUUCCUGGAGAACUGCCCACAGAGACCAGAAUGGCAUUGAGGGAGAAACUGCGAGGCCAGCCCAAUGUUCUUCCACCUCAAGGAAGGAUAGCUGCUUCCACAGAUGAAUCUCAAGAGGAUUCCUUAAAGAGAAGGAAGCGGCUAUCUGGAAUUUGCAGCCCGUCCAAAUUCGGCCAGGAAGCCACUUUUAAAAGUUCUACAAACCUCCCGGGUCACUCCUGCGAGAGAACCAUAAUCCCCAGACCAUUGGAUGAACUCCUGUCUGCCCGCAGCGCUUGUCAGAAUAGUUCGCUUGACUCUCCUUCGACUCGGUGCGCAAAGAAGGAUGACUCAACAAUCCAAAAUGUGGACAGUUCUGGAGAAGAGCCCUUGACCAAGCCGGGACUGGAUAGGCCAGCUGAAGCAAAUAAAAUUUUGCCUGGGUAUGAUGCUUACGAGAAAAGGCGCCCCUUGGACGUUUUUCGGAAGGAGAUGGGAAACCGGAGUGGCGUGAAAUCCUUGCAGAAAAACGAGGCUCCGUUUACAGAUCUCAGAAGAUCUCCCACAUCUGUGUCCAGAAAAGAUUAUUUGCCCAGAGACGUUUUGGAAUUAGUUGAUGUUGAGGAUGAAGAAAGCUGGGAGAAUGUUGGGAAGGAUCCUGAACCUUUGGCUCUAUAUACCUGUCAAGUGACAACCAAGCCCAUUGAUUUCAUUCUUGCAAAGGACCUAAAAACUCUGCUUUUCGGCUCCAGUCUUGGAUGCUUCCAUGAAGAAUGGAAAAUCCAGAGUUUUACAUUCAGCGAAAACCCGCAGUUGAAAUACGGCAUUGUGCAAAAAAAGGGUGGGCCGUGCGGGGUCCUGGCAGCCGUUCAAGCCCACGUCCUCCAACAUCUUAUCUUUGGGGACAGUAGCCGGAACAACACGGUUAGAUGCCUUCGGCCAUCGGACGCUGAAAGGAUCCAGUGUCUCAUUUUAGCUCUUGCCAGUAUUUUAUGGCGUGCAGGUGGCAAUGACAAAGUGGUGGUGACUUUGUCUACAGGAAUACAGCAGUUCACGCCUGCGGGAAAAUAUAAGCCAGACGGGAUCUUAGAAAUGCUUCUGUUGCACUUCAUCACAAAAUACGAAGAUCUGCUGAAGUUCCUACAACAGAAUAUCCAUCAGUUUGAGGCUGGUCCACAUGGCUGCAUUCUUCUGACUUUAUCAGUGAUAUUGUCAAGAUCCAUCAAUCGAGUUCGUGGAGAUAUGGAUGUCAUCACAAACCCACUGAUCGGUGCACACGGAUACUGCACCCAGGAACUGGUCAACCUGCUACUGACCGGCAAGGCCGUAUCCAACGUCUUCAACGAUAUGAUGGAGCUGGACUCGGGAAACGGCAACAUCACCAUCCUGAAAGGCGUCACUGGCCGUAGCGACCUGGGCUUGUUGUCCCUCUUUGAGCAUUACGAUGUCUGUCAGGUAUGGAGAAGACUUGUGAAAAAACUGGGGCUGACAUCCCUUUGUCUGAAAUCACGUGAAGUGUUAAUAUCACUCUACAAGGCCUUGGUAAGGCCACACUUGGAAUA
Crotalus tigris (Tiger rattlesnake) is the source of this 2261-nucleotide messenger RNA. RefSeq names its product MINDY lysine 48 deubiquitinase 4 (gene MINDY4). Gene Ontology annotation, biological process: protein K48-linked deubiquitination. The annotation marks the transcript as partial. Lineage: Eukaryota; Metazoa; Chordata; Lepidosauria; Squamata; Viperidae. Gene Ontology annotation, molecular function: K48-linked deubiquitinase activity; cysteine-type deubiquitinase activity. The record is from RefSeq and is a predicted model, not a curated record. The transcript is spliced from 15 exons.